AACCAACUAAUGUUUAAUUUUGAGUCAGAUUUUAAGCAACUGCUUCCUUAUAUAUUAUACAAUUUUCUCCUCAAAACCUAAACCAGAUGGCUUUCAUAUUACUGCCGAUUCAGAUCCACGUUUGUUCAAAUUUUGGGAUAUCCACCAGAGGUUUUUCAGCCUGAUGGGUGACGACAAGUUAGUGGCAAGUCCAAAUGAUUCAAAUUCAACAGAGCAGUUCAUCUCUGUGCUGCCCAAUAAUGCUCUGGAUGUAGGAAAGCAAGCCAUCUUUAUGGGUAUCCAUCCAAAAACUGUAAUGAACUGUGUACAGCCUGAGGGGGGUCAAGUUCAGCUCCAGUUAAUAAGUGGAAACAUUAUGCAGCUAUACAAAAAGGGAGAGGAGUUGUUGAACUUCAGUUUUUACAGCAAGACCGAUGGCAGCCCAGAUACCUGCUCUUUUGAAUCUGCGCAGUUCCCUGGAUGGUUCCUAAGUUCUUCUUCUGAACCAAACAAGCCUCUUGGUUUGAGUCAAAAAGGAGGACCUGAAAACAUCCUGUUUCAUUUUCAAAGAAUAAACUGAAUCAGAAGUUUUGUUUUCAAAGAGAGAUGGAGCAGAUUGUUUUGCUAUAUUUUACAUGUGAUGGAAAUAUCUUUUGGCUUUGGGCUUUUUUCCUUUCGAACAGACUGUGAUAAAGAAGCAGAAGGUGGGAUCAAAAGUAGAGAUAGAUAACAGUUCGCCUGAUCCAGAAAACCU
This is a messenger RNA of Protobothrops mucrosquamatus (brown spotted pit viper), 733 nucleotides long. Its product is annotated as interleukin-1 family member 10-like. The record is from RefSeq and is a predicted model, not a curated record. NCBI's taxonomy places the organism in Eukaryota, Metazoa, Chordata, Lepidosauria, Squamata, Viperidae. The transcript is spliced from 3 exons. Gene Ontology annotation, molecular function: cytokine activity. The coding region runs from base 164 to 559 and encodes 131 amino acids. Gene Ontology annotation, biological process: cellular response to lipopolysaccharide; inflammatory response to antigenic stimulus; cytokine-mediated signaling pathway.